UAUUUUUCUUUAGUUUCCAUCUAUCAAAUAACAAGUUAUACUAUAAGAGAAAGAAGUCGCUGUAUGUGGCGCGGCUGAGAAAGAGCCGAGAGGAUGGAGGAUGACGUUGAGAUGGCAGCGGGUGAAAGCGGCGCCGUGGUGGAAUUGGAUGACAUGAAGAAGAGGUUGAAAGAGAUGGAAGACGAAGCGGUUGCUCUCCGUGAAAUGCAGGCCAAGGUCGAGAAAGAAAUGGGUUCUGUUCAAGACCCUGCUGCGGCUGCUGCAAACCAGGCAAACAAGGAAGAAGUGGAUUCUCGAUCUGUCUUUGUUGGAAACGUGGAUUAUUCAUGCACUCCAGAGGAAGUGCAGCAGCAUUUUCAGUCAUGUGGGACAGUUAAUAGAGUUACAAUCCGAACUAACAAGUUUGGGCAACCUAAAGGAUAUGCUUACGUUGAGUUUGUUGAACCGGAAGCUGUCCAAGAAGCUAUUCUUCUGAAUGAAUCUGAACUUCAUGGCCGCCAACUUAAGGUAUCAGCAAAGAGGACUAAUGUUCCUGGUAUGAAGCCGUACCGUGCUAGGCGUCCCAACCUGUAUAUGGGAUUUCCAGGCCGGACACCAUUCAUGGCUGCUCCUUAUUUUUUUCCUCCUUAUGGAUACGGAAAGAUUCCAAGGGCGAGGGCACCGAUGCGUUACAGUCCCUACUUCUGAGACUCUUUUGUUUUUCCCUAGACGUACAUACCUCUGGAUGGUGGGAUGUUUCAUUAAAAGCAGUAGCUUCUUAUCCCUUGUAUGUCUAAUUGCCUCUAUAAAUCUUAUUUAUCACGAAGUUGGGGUUUCAGGUGAGCUUUGUGGCAAACAGUGUGAUCACGAAUCCUUUUGGUAUUGUGUCUUUAGAGUUGUUGAGAACAUAUGCAUGUUUGGAACUUCCACUGUCUUAUUGCAUUCAACUGCAGAAAAGAAAGAAAGAACCGUUAGGGCCA
Solanum dulcamara is the source of this 959-nucleotide messenger RNA. Its product is annotated as polyadenylate-binding protein 2-like. The record is from RefSeq and is a predicted model, not a curated record. The transcript has 6 exons. The coding region runs from base 94 to 687 and encodes 197 amino acids. NCBI's taxonomy places the organism in Eukaryota, Viridiplantae, Streptophyta, Magnoliopsida, Solanales, Solanaceae. Gene Ontology annotation, molecular function: RNA binding.